CCCCCACCCCAGAACAGCAGUCAUUCAAGAUCAAGUUGUAUAAACCACACUUAAAAGACAAUUGGAGAAUUUUGAAGUUGAGCAUAAUCAUACACUGACAAGAAAAAGAUGAAGUGAGGAAUUACCUUCAACACCGCCAAGUAAGAUCAGAACUAUUAACGUGAAAACUUCUCAAAAUCUAUCAUCUUACAAUGAAGAACUUUCAUUAGAUUCAGACUUGGACGUCAUAAAAUCCAUUCUACUUAUGAAUGUCUUUCUUAUUUUCUCUUCACAACAAAUACCAGUUGGUCUCAUUGAGCCUAUUAAUGUAGAUGGAAUUAAACCUAUUUAUUCAAUCCCACUUUUGAAAGACAAAAAGAAAAAAAUGGCAAGAAAAUAUAUAAACUGUGACUUAGUGGACGAAGUCUUAAAAUCAUAUCAGACACAAGUUAUGCUGAGCGAGAAGUUGGUGUAUAAUAAUGUUGAUAUAUUGAGUUUUGCCUGCUCAAAAAUAAAUAGAUCUGAAUUAUCAAAAAGCCCUUUAUCCAUCAGUGUUGUCAAUAUUCACAACAAUUGUACUAAAUUUCUACCUCCUGAUUUCAAAAGAUUUAUAGCAGAUCAGUUCCAUGAUUGUGAAACUGAAGCUGUCAAUUUUACUGAUAAAAUGAUUUAUUGACAAAUUUGUAGUGGAUUGUGAGAAAGAUGUAUUGAAAUU
Rhizophagus irregularis DAOM 181602=DAOM 197198 is the source of this 694-nucleotide messenger RNA. The record is from RefSeq and is a predicted model, not a curated record. NCBI's taxonomy places the organism in Eukaryota, Fungi, Glomeromycota, Glomeromycetes, Glomerales, Glomeraceae.